Messenger RNA from Cyprinus carpio (common carp), 4054 nucleotides. Its product is annotated as ciliary rootlet coiled-coil protein 2-like. The coding region runs from base 1286 to 3208 and encodes 640 amino acids. The transcript has a single exon. The record is from RefSeq and is a predicted model, not a curated record. NCBI's taxonomy places the organism in Eukaryota, Metazoa, Chordata, Actinopteri, Cypriniformes, Cyprinidae.
GAAAUUUUAAAUUUCUUCUGAAUUUAAGUAGGCUUUGGGCUACCAUGUUUCAAGAUACUUAUUGAUUAAUUUAAUUUGAAUUGCUCUUAGCAAUUUUAAAGAUAACAUAAUUCCAUUUUAAAUAGGAAAUACUUUUUCUAAGUUGAAAUUAGAAUUUCAUUUGCAAUUAAGAUUUGGUUCUACCCGUUAGGCCUUCUUUUCUCUCUCCGUCAGUUAUUUAAUUAACUCAACCAAAAUUUUCCUAGGUUUUCCCAAUUGGCUUAAGCCUGUCAGUGGCAAACCCCCAAAAGAAAAAUUAGGGUUUUCCUCAAUACUUAGGUUAGGUAGUGUUAUCCUGCUAAUGCAGCAACACCAAUCCCUAGGUGUAUCGACUCAACAGCGCCACCACCCUGUCAUUUUUCCUAACAUUGGGAGCAAAACUUCUCUUCUUCUUCUCUCUCUCUCAGCUGCCUUCUUCUGAUUUGACUACUGUUGCCGUUUUGGGUUUGUACCUGUGAGAAUCAUAAAAGCAGAGAACUUUAGAAACAUUUAACAAAAGUUUGUGAAACUUGAACACUUCGUUUCAAAAUUGUCUGACUCUCACCCUACCUUCCCUUCUCACGCUGGAAUCCUACCCAGCUAAGGCUAAAGUAGGUCAACAAAGGAACCGAUAGGCGUCCGCCAAAUAUUGAACACGCAGCUAGAAACGCUCUGAUUGGUGUUUGGUUGACAAUCCUACCAGCUGAGAAACCAAUACUGUCAUUGCUAUCAUUUUUCUUCCGCCCCGGAGAAAUUUUUAUAGCAAUCACAGUCCUGGUAUUUAGAAAUCCCAAUUUCCAAAGGCCUGUCUAGAAGCAUCCUUCUAAAUCAAACUUAACAUUUAUAAUUGUACUCAUUCUGUAACCAGAAAAGGUUAUUUUGUGUUGUCUUUCUCUCUCAUCUUACCAGUGGCUCUAAUCUUUCCUUACAAAAAAAGAAAACCCUUUCUUUUAUAGGAAAAGUGGAAGCAGCCAAAUAUUAUUCUGUUCCUUGUUCUGUUUGUUACUCCUCUUUUCUCCAUCUGUUCUCUAGCUGUGCUACCUGUGUGUGCUUAUUAAUUUUCUCCACAGAGACUACAAAUUAUAAGCACGCCCACCAGAGAUUCACAGUCGAUGAGAACUACACUCACCUGCCCAUUACACACUCAACAUCAACCCACAUUGCACACUUACACCUCUGUUUUUCCCUUGUUUUGGUUUUGUUUUGUUUUCUCCUCUUCAAGGUCUGUGUCAGUCUAGGUUCUAGAUCUCCCUCACCACGUCCAAACAUGUCUCGCACAACAGACCCUGUUGGCCACUGGGAGGACCUGGAGACAUGGCUAAGUGUUGCAACAGACAGCCUCCUACCUAAGGCUGCUGAAACACUGAAGCAUCAGACACAGGACCAGCUGGAUGAAAACAUAACAAGCCUCACAAGACAAGACCCAAGUCAGAGCUACAGUCACAAAGAACUAGCCAAGAUCACCAGCUCCUUAAGCCACACACUCAUCACCACCCUUAAGCUGAGCGACAGGCACGCCGCCCAUCUCCAGCAGGAGCUAACACGUGCACAACGACGUGUCGAACAGCUAGAACAGGAGGCUCAGGAACGACGGGAAGGACCUGAUGAAGUGGAACAAGGCGCAGAGGAGGAUAUCACCAGGCUAAGAGAGACACUAGUAGCUACUACACAAGAAAUGGAACAAGUCAAGACAGACUACGGUGAUCUCUCCAACAAGCUACAGUAUGCGGAACAGCUCCUUGAAAAGGCCAAGGCAGACUUCAGAGACAAGAAUGGCAGAAUUAAAGCCCUUGAAACUCACCUGGAUGAGUCAAGAAACGAGAUCAGCCGCCUAACACGACAGCUGGACUACAUCAAAGAGGAGUCAGACAGCUUCAGAGAGGAACUCAGACAUGCCUACGAGCUGCGCUCUGAGCCUCCAAGGACACGACGGACACCAGUCUCACCCGUGCCAAGCAGGCCCGGGUCCCCUGUUCCUGGACUGACCUGUGAUCAAAAGGGGGAGGGGGCAGUGCUGAAACACCCACCUGCUCCCCUUGAAGAACUUUACAUCCUGACAAAGCUAAAAGAAACUGCUCCAGCCAGCCACAGAUCAUCGCGUGGCUUGUACCUCAAGGACCUCGACAAGCUCACUAGGAACACUGGCAAAUUUACCCCAAAUGUGCCAGGCAGUCAAGAGAUCAAAGGAUAUCUGCAAGAUGUCGACUUUCAUCUGGAAAUGAGACCCAGUGCCACCGACAAAGAUAGACUUUAUUUGAUCCGAGCAACAUCCAGCUCAGAGGUUCGCAGUUUCCUGGACCGACAGCCGGCCCACACAAAGACUGAUUACAACCUGCUCAGAGAAGCCCUCAUCAAAGAGUUUGCUGACCCUGAGUCGGAACAAGGACUAGUGGCUGCCCUGGAGACGAAACAAGGUCGUCAGGAAUCUUCCCAAUUGUUCCACAGCCGACUCAGACGAGCGUACUUCGGGACUCACAAUGAACAGAAUAUUGAGGAAGACGUAAAUUUUAAAACUCUCUUCCUGAGGAAUCUUCACCCUGGGGUAAGCCACCAUCUUGGCGUCCUUGCAUGUCCACGCACCAUGAGUGCUCAACAACUGCGAGACUUGGCGCACAAGGCCUACUGCAAACAGAAGAUGGCUUCAGAAAAGAGCAUCAAAACCAUGGCAGUUCUCGACUUCAACAGUCAGGGCGCCCAAUGUCAAGAUCAUGCCAAGCCAACACCCAAAGAGUGGAAUGCAUCCUUGUCCAACAGAAAACGGGACUCCCACGCUGGUACCCAACCUAAACGAAGGAACAAUCGCUGGGAUGGACCACAUGGACGACACCGCUCACCUGGACAUCACUGGGAAAACUCAUGGGACCAAUCAAGACCUCAUGAAAGACAUUGGGAGAGAUCGUGGAACCAGCCCAGCUCAUUUGGAAACUCAAGAGGAAAAAGCUCAUGGGAAUUCAAUGGAAUCUCCAAGGUAAAACGACAAACACACCCUGGAGCAGCCAGCCCAAGGAAUCGACGGAAAAACUCACGAAGAUUCCAAGCUGACCGAGCUCAACCUGAAUCCACGCAAGAACAAAAGACUUCACCGUGCUUUGAAUCACAAGAACUGAUGAAGAUGAUGAUAAAAGAGUUCUUCCAACAAAAGGAGGAGGACCGGAAGUGGGAAAAGAAAGAGAAACCAGAUUCAGCCUGACUAGCAGCCGGACGAGAAGACAGCGACCACCUGACACAACAAACCACAGAGAACAGCACUCCUUCACCUCACUCUCAGAGAACCGUAACUACUCUAACGUCAGAUGGACAAGAAAUCCUACCUGAAAACCCAGCAACAGAGUUAGUCCCUAACUCAACACCUGAUGCCCCUGAUCACAGCAGUGUCCAGCAAACCCCUGCUGACGAAACCUCUCAAGUCCCUGAAAGUGCUGUCUUGGUCGUCUGCCAUUCCUCCGUAGAACACCAGAUCAGUCCUGACAUCCUACCUGUUUCCUCCCAAACUCCAGUCCCUCAACUCCUGGGCGACCUCAUUGAGAAAGGUAUAGCAAGAAAGUUUUACCUCUCCAUCAUCAUCGAACGCCACAUCAAAGUCGAAGCCCUUCUUGACACAGGAGCCGACAUCACUCUAAUGUCGACCAAACUCCUUGAAGAAGUCCAAGAAAGAACAAAGAGGUCUAAUAGCGCCCUCAAACAUCAAAGGUGUGAACUGAACCUCCACGCAUAUUCCCACACAGGCCUACAACUAAAACAUGUGGCCCCAAUUCACCUAACUGUGGGACCAAUGAAUCUCAUCCACCCAGUGUACGUUUCACCACUCAACACAUAUCCACUCCUUAUUGGGAAAGACCUGCUCAAUCGCUUUGAACCUUUAAUAGACUUCAAGCACUUGAAGAUAUGGACCCAAGUCCGCAAACCUCUGCCCUUCCAGUCAGUGAACCCCAAUGAGUCGCAGUGUCAAGCCACAGACACCGCCCCCCCUUCGCAAGGUCAAAGCCAAGAGCAAGCUCAACUCCGAGCAGCAAGAACCAAGACCCUUUACUCUGCU